AACAGUUUCAAAACCGAAACAGCGGAUAACUUGAGAAACAACUCCUCUGUAUUCCCGUGGCGACUUAAUUAAAAUAUCUUCCCUCGCAGCUGCAUAGAGAAGCACCGGGACAAGAGGACGACCCACUUUUUGAGCUGUCCUACUCACGUUUGAGGACCGAAGCGAGCUAGCCGGGCUGCUAAGUUGAGCUAGCGUUAAGUAGGUGACGAUAGCCGGGGUGCUAGCUAGCUAACUAGUUAGCCACAGAAACUCAACAGAACUUCAUCAUUUCCAUUGUGCACCCGACGGCUGUCAGCAUGGAGAAUAAAUACAACCUCAAGAGUCCGGCGGUAAAGAGGCUGAUGAAAGAGGCUGCUGAACUGAGGGAUCCCACAGAGCACUACCAUGCCCAACCACUGGAAGAUAACCUCUUUGAAUGGCACUUUUCCGUACGGGGACCCCCAGAUUCAGACUUCGAUGGUGGGGUUUACCAUGGAAGAAUCGUGCUUCCCCCAGAGUACCCCAUGAAGCCCCCCAGCAUCAUCCUCCUCACACCGAAUGGAAGAUUCGAAGUUGGAAAGAAGAUUUGUCUGAGCAUCUCUGGCCACCAUCCAGAGACCUGGCAGCCGUCAUGGAGCAUCCGAACUGCUCUAAUAGCUAUUAUCGGAUUCAUGCCAACAAAGGGAGAGGGUGCAAUAGGAUCUCUUGAUUAUACCCCAGAAGAAAGGAGGGCCCUUGCCAAAAAGUCCCAGGACUUCUGCUGUGAGACGUGUGGCUGCUCCAUGCGCUCCGCCCUCCUGGCUCUGACCCCCAACAGCAACCCCAGUGCCGAGGAUCACAAGGCUAAAGAACUGGCUCAGCAAAUAAACUUCAAGGCAGAGUCCAGUUUAUCCAGACAAGCUAGCGAAAGUGGAGGCGCAGAAAGUGAUCCUUCAGUGCUCACCCAGGGAGACACCUCCACAUCUGCAGGCCAGGAAGCUGUUGAACGGCCCCUGGCUGAACAGGCAGAGGAGUCUCCAGCCGCAGGUGUAGAUGAACACCGGACCAGCAGCAGCAGUAGCAGCAGCAGCAGCAGCUCCGGUCGUCCUCUCAGCCCCCGGCAGCGUCGCUCCCAGCAGCACAGAGAGCAGGGCCAGAGAGACGGCAGAGAGCCAGCGGCCAGCAGACCGGCUUUCGUCCCGGCUGCUCGCCAGCCUCAGGACGAAAGCCACGCCGGCUCGGCAGUCCUCAUCGUGGUGCUCACUCUAGCUCUGGCCGCGCUCAUCUUCCGCAGAAUCUACCUGGCGCACGAGUAUAAGUUUGACUACGAUUUGUGACCUCAACCCCGAGUCGACCCCUUCUGCUACCGCCCCUGCAGAACUGUGACCAGCUGAAGUGGAACCAGAGCCGAGGCAGUGGCUAACACUGACUUUCUGCCCUCCCUGCUCAUCAGCAGAGGGUUCAAUCUCCACUGAGGGGGAACUUUCAUUCCUGCGGAGGAGGCGCUCCACUCUCCACAACACCUCCGGGGUGUCUUUUAAUCAAUGUGAAUUUUACUCUCCAGAGCGUCAUGCAUUUUUAAGAACGGGAACCUUUGUUGUUUGUGAUGAGUUCAGCAGCCACACACACCACAUGUCCCCUUCCAUGUAAUUGUUGUCUAUCCUAGGGCAGCCGCUUGUUCCCAUUAUUUAAUUAAAACUUUAAUAUAAUAUGACAACAACGUGCAGUUAUGGGGGAUUGUUGUCUCAGUCUAAUUAUUUAAUCAUGGAAGCAUCUGCACUGAGUGCAUGUGCUAUAACGGCUUUUUCAUGUGUUUUAACUUCCUGCCAGGUCAGCUCAGUAACAACAUACCGGGCUCUGCUGUAAUGGCAUAAGGGCAGGAAGCACAGUGAGUCUCUUCAGUCUUAAUUCGAGUGUUUUUCAAGCUGUAACUGAUCAUGUUGUAAUUGACUGCUGGAAAGCAGGCAGGGAUGCACAGGAUUAAUGAGUAAUCCACCACGGACAGAAUGCUGGGUUAUAGCUGACCGGUGUCGUGUGUGUCGAGGUGUGUGUUGCAGAAGCUUUCAAAUCAAAGGCUGCAGAUUUAUCAACACAUGCGUCCUGCUGCCUUCAGAUGGCUGCAGGGAUUUAAUGGACUGAAGCUUUUCCAUGCAGCGUAAAACAUUAGUGGAUAACAUAUACUGUAAGAAUCAUCCAUAUUCAUCUAUAGAUACAUGCAGAGGGAUUUACCAAUAUUUGUAGUGCACAUGCUGUUCUGUGAUCAUUGAGGGAUUCUGUUACAGGAAUGUUACCACAUCUCGUACAAGUGAACAGUCAAGACAAAGGUCACAAAAUCUGACGCAGGCUAUUAUCUACAAUACCCAGAAAAAUAAUCCAAGUAUUGUCAGGCUUUUCUCAACAGAGGCACAGCGCUUACUCCUUGAAUAUUGCUUAAUAAUGAUGGUUUCUUGUAGAAGUGCGACAGUAUCCUCACAGCACCUCCUGAGUCUAAAGGAUUUUACAUAUCCUAGUGUUUCCAGGUGUUGGGGAAGGCUGGCGCAUGUUUGGAAACAGUAGCAUAAAGCCUGUUGUGUCUCCAGAGGAUGCUGUGUGAAGUCUGGUCUGUUGUUGCUGCAGUCAGGGGUAAGUCAACAUAAAGAAGAGACCUUCCGAGUUGAACUAAACUUUCAAAUCCAAGCAGACACAUACCGCUAAUUUCGAGCAGAGCAAGUAUGUGUUUCAUUGGAAAAAAAUCACCUGUAUUACUCUCAUAUGCCAACAGCAAUCUGUGUCAUUCUGUGUGUGGUGCAAACAAUUAUUCAGCAUGGCGCCCCUCUUGAACUCCCCAUUGUAACUUUGACAGAAUUGCAGGAGUGUUUCGCUAAAUUGAUUAAGUAUGCUUUUAAUGUGGCCACAGAAUAUUCUGUAACAUAUAAUCACAUUAAACUUUCCUAUUUCAAAAACGUUUUAAAUACAUCUAUUGGUCGGAGUGUGUAAUUAAACUAGUUUAUUCACAAUUUUAAGCAUGUAUUUAUUGAAAUUGCUUGUUGACAGAAUGACAAAGCAUAUAGGGACUUUGCACCAGACAGAAUGUGGUUCUGCCCACAAAAUACAAGCUGCUUUGUGCUGCCUAUUUUUAAUCAUCUGAACUUUAGAACCCAGUGGUGGGUUUGAAAGAUACACUUUUUGAAAAAAAUCAACAAAAUGACAGCAUAUAACAGAGAUAAAAACUGUAAAAACGGAAAGAAUCGUCAGAUUUUCAACCUCUUGACAAUCAGCAGGCUAAUCAUCUGAGACAUUGCUUAGAUCAAAGCUUAAUAUUAUGAUACUUUAUCAAAAUCCCUCCCUUUUUUUUCUACAUGUCUCAUUUUAAAAUUUGGGAAAAAUGAAUAGUUUUCUCUGAUCAGAUUCUGUAAAAACCACAAAAUUAUGCACUCAUCUGCUCAACUAAGAAGCCAUUAUUGACUCCGCUGUGACCAACAGUCACAUGACCAAAUUUCAGCUACUUUUCAGCUGGACUGCACUGCAAGGCUGUGUUUACAGAGUACAGUUUGGUGGUAAAUAGGGGAACAAAUUAAAAAUGUAGUAAAAUAUCUGUAUUUUGUAGCGUUAAAGCUUAUUUUGUCAGCCUUGCUAACACCUGUGGACACUUGUUGUACAUGGUGACUCUAGGUUUUUUCAAGUUUUCAAAAAUAACUAAUUAAAGAAAUUUAAUUUUUGUUUUUAUUUUUUUUGUUAUGAUAUAGCCUAAACAGAAAACAGAAAAAUGGCUCAGAAACUGCUUGGAGUUCAGAGGAUAAAGGAUAAAGAAACUACCACCUGCAACAAGUGCGAGUAAAAAUGUUAACAUCCUAUGUAUGCCAAAGUGUUGGAGAGCGCUGCUUGCACUGCUUGUUGUGCUUCCCCCAAAACAGAGCCUGCAGUGUAAAUAAUUCUCAGCAGUCCUACACAGAGAAUGAGUUGACUGAUCCGGGAUCUGUUGAAUUUGACGUGUUUACUCAAGAACAGCAUCGGGGCAGAGAGCUUUGAACUGUUAUUGCCAUGGCAACGUUUACUGGUGAGAUAAUUUUAGGGAUUAUUUGCACCAGUAAACAAGACGUGGUCUUCAGAAAGUCUGCCAAACACGCAGUUGUGGCGCUGUGUACUUGCAACAGUAUAUUCUCCAUCUGAUUCCCCGCUCUCACGCCUACGGCAGAUUUUUAUUUGUUUCCAUUAGGAAGUCAUUUUUUCUGUGGACACUGUAAUCCCAUUCAUUUAAAUCUCUCCUCCGUCACUGCUCCUCUCUCCGUCUCCGCUGCUGUUUCAUGGUAUUCACAACACGUCCCUGUGCAUUAAUCUCUUGUUUGUCUUGCAUUCUCUGAAGCUGUAUGCAAACAGUCUCUUUUUUUUUUUUUUUUUUUUUUCCUCCCCUCUCUCUGCUUGUAUAAAUAGACCCAAACCCUGUCUAACGUUUACCCUCUUUGAUAUACUUUGAGUAGGGGCUUAUCUGUCUGAUGAGACUCACAGGAACAGGGAAGCAAUUUAAAUUCAUUCUUUGCACAUCAUAGCUGACAGCUUUUUGACAUGUACAGCAACUUGGCAGCAUACAGAUAGCUCAGAGGUAGUCGCAACGGUCUACCUGUUGAGGGAGGGAACAAGCCUGUCUGGUGUUUCUCUCCUACUUGAGCAACAUCUCAUACCUGUGGGUGUUCAGGUAUUACGUGAAGACAGCAGAGAUUUUUUUUUUUUAAUUUUUUUUUUACGAAUAUCCAUAUUAUUGGAACCUCUCCAUAUCUGUCUCUUCAGUCAUUGUGCCCACGGCUGGUAUACUGGGAUAUAAACAGAAAAUAAAUCACCUAAAAGAAAGAAUGUGUAUUCCAUGUGUCAGGUUUUAUAAUGUCUCAUUCUAAUUACACGUCCAAUGGGGAAUAUGUAGCAUAGCUGGUACUUUAAAAUAAUCCUGAUGAUGGAUCAGGUAAUUGCCAGGUCCUUAUGUGGUAAUAAAAUACAUUCUGAUACCCCGUCAUCUCACAUUUUAUGACAGAUGGGAGUAAUCACAAACACCUGGCAGGACUCAAGCAAUGUGUGACUAUCUAUAGCUACUAUGAACAACAGGAAUUAGCUGUAUACAUCUCACACUUCAUCCUUUUAUGUCAGUGGAACCGGCAGUAUCAUUUCAUUUAAUUCUCACUGUGCUCUGUGGGAUUUUAUUAGUUGAUGUUUAAACAGAACUGAGACUUUUACACUCUUGUUAGCAGCCUCUGCGAGGCUGCACUUUAACAUCGGUGUAGGACAGCUGCAUUGGAAGUCUGGGACCCAACGCAAAUCUUAUGGGAGUGGGCAGGUUUAACUUUGUUGCAGGUGAGAGCCAAUGUUGUGCCAAAAAAUGAUUGUGAGCUUCUUGUUUGAGCUACAUUGCCCAGAUUAUACACACAUACAGCUGCUUUUAUCUGAGUCCAACAGUCAUAGCAUGACAAAUAUACACAACCUUAUGUCAUUAGUAAAUGUCUGUGAAAUUUAAAUGCUUCUUGUAACAAAAUAAUUGUGAUGUUUACAGUUCAUGGCAUUAUCAGGCCUGACAUUUAGGAUGGUUGUGUGCAAUACUAUAUGUGUUUGGUCUGUGCUGUCUCUGCUUAGACUGUAUUUAACAUGAUUUACAGGUGGGUUUUGUAUAUAAAAUAAAGAAAUGAUAUGUUUUGCAGUAGA
Messenger RNA from Stegastes partitus (bicolor damselfish), 5622 nucleotides. It is a transcript of the gene ube2j1, whose product is annotated as ubiquitin-conjugating enzyme E2, J1. Bases 297 to 1295 code for a protein of 332 amino acids. The transcript is spliced from 8 exons. NCBI's taxonomy places the organism in Eukaryota, Metazoa, Chordata, Actinopteri, Pomacentridae. The record is from RefSeq and is a predicted model, not a curated record.